Molecule: messenger RNA, 1017 nt
Organism: Meloidogyne enterolobii
Lineage: Eukaryota; Metazoa; Nematoda; Chromadorea; Rhabditida; Meloidogynidae
Source: the annotation of a GenBank genome assembly
AUGAUAACCAAAAUUUUGGAUUGUAUUUUUAUUGGAGAUAUAUUCUCUACCGCUGAAAUAAAUAUUGAGAAAUUUAAAAUCCAAAUAGUUUUAACCCUUUCAUCUCAACCUUUGGCUUUAGAAAAAAGAAUAAUUGGUGUUGAUUACCAAUUUAUUUAUAUGUUAGACGUUGAAAAUCAAAAUAUUUUUAGUUCAAAUAUUUUACAAAAAACAUUUAAUUUAUUACAAAAAUGUUGGGAAAAUAAACAGUCAAUACUUGUACAUUGUGAAAGUGGAAUAAGUAGAUCAGUCACAAUUAUUAUUGCUUUUUUGAUGAAAAAAAAUAAUUGGAGUUAUCUAAAUUCUUUUAAUUUUUUGAAGGAAAAACAUUCAAUUGCGAGCCCAAACAAUUCAUUUAUUAAACAACUCGAAUUAUUUGAGAAAAUUGGAUUUAUUACAGACCCAAUUAAUUUAAAAAAAUCAGAAAUAUUUAGAGAUUUUGUUGCUUCUAAUGGAUAUUUAUUUGAAUUAAAUGAUAAUACAUCAAAAUAUAAUUUGGAAGAAUCUUAUUUAUUGUCUUCAAAAAAAUUUUCUUGUAAAAAAUGUAGAAAAAUUCUCUUUUUUGAUUUUAAUGUUUUAAAACAUUUUUCUGAUAAUAAAAAUAUUUUUUGUGAAUUUGGAUAUUUAAUUACUCCAAUGGUUUGGAUGGAGUUGGAUGAAUUAAAGGGAAAGAAUAUUUCCAACAGUGUUAUCUUUUAAUUGAAGGGAUCACUUAAAAAAGUUUUCGUUACAAGAUUUUGAAUUUUUAUAGACAAAUGUCCAAUAGAUUUUUCAGAAUCGCAGUCAAGUAUUUAUUUUUUGAGAGAUUUUUCCCAAGUUUAGAGGCCAGAUUUAGAUCGGAGUUUCGAAAAUUAGUCAGAUCGGAUUUCGGAUAUCCCGGCCCGUCCAUAGUCUGAAUAGAGGAAAACGAGGAGACAAUUAUUUAUAAGGACAUGUUUCCUAGUUUUGAAGAAAAACUGGUUAACUUUUAACAAGAAA